AGGGAGAGCCGCCUGCUAACAACCCGCCUUUUCCGCCCACCGCGUCACCGAAUCGUAGUCCUUUUCUUCUCUCGUCCUUAUAUGGUCUCUUACGUCAUGGGGCAUUCGGUGACUCUGGAUAAAUAGUAAAUGAAGCUCGAGAGAGAGAGACUGAAGCACAGAGAGAGUGAGAGACAAGCGGCAGGGACUAGCAGCAGCUCAAGAGGGCUAAACAUUAAUAAAAGGGGAGGUAAGAACCCUGUCACCUCCUCAGCUUCUCCGAAUUCAGGGCAAGCCCACACUGACACCAGCACGCCUUCAUCAUUGACACUAAACCAGAACUGGAGGUGAGAGGAGAAAAGUUUGGGAUUUUUCAAUAUUUUCACUCGAGACCCGGCCAAUGCAAAUGAUGACUGCCAAAACGCUGGAGAAGAUCCCGCUGUCGCUCGGGGGUCUCUUCCAUCAGCUACCCGACAACAUGUUCCCCGUGGAGGACAUCAACGGCUUGCCCGCCUCAGUCACUAUCUACCCUAACCCGGAAAUGACACCGUACGAGCAGAUGUCCUCAGAUGGAAUACUCAACGUGGACAUGAGCGGCGACAAGAGACCCGUCGAUUUACCGUAUCAUAGCGGCUACCAUCUACCCUCUGCUCACCGCUCCCAGACUCUAGGCUACACGGGGAAGUUUUCCAUUGAAUCUCAAUGCGCCGGUGGCAAUUGGAGUUCUGAAGGCAUCAUCGUGAGCGCCGGGAUCUUCGGGAUCCCCGCGUCGUCCUCUCCCUCGUCGUCCUCUUCCGCGUCCACGGCUUCUCCAAACCCCCUCCCCAGCUCCCUCAGUUGUACCAUGGCGCAGAGCCAGAACGAGAUGGAGCACAUGUACUCGCCGCCACCUCCGUACACCUGCGGGGAGAUGUAUCAGGACCCGACUCCUUUCUACAGCAACCCAGCCAGCAGCCUCGGCUACCCUCCUCCCCCCUCCUACCCUUCGCCGAAAUCCAUGGUGGACAGCACUUUAUUCCCCAUCCUGCCGGACUACAGUAGCAUCUUCCAACCUCAACAUCCGCACCGGGAUAUGCACCCGGGCACCGAGCGCAAGCCUUUCUCCUGCCCGGUGGACCCAGGUAGGAUGGCACCACCUCUGACUCCCCUCUCCACCAUCAGAAACUUUACCUUGGGUAACCCGGCAGGAGAGGGCUCCAGGAUGCCCAGCGCUUACGGCGGACACAACUUACCUCUCCGGCCCAUCAGGCUCAGGAAAUACCCAAACCGACCCAGCAAGACCCCGGUCCACGAGAGACCUUACCCGUGCCCGGCCGAAGGCUGCGACCGCCGGUUCUCCCGCUCUGACGAGCUCACCCGGCACAUCCGCAUCCACACCGGCCACAAACCUUUCCAGUGCCGCAUCUGCAUGAGGAACUUCAGCCGGAGCGACCACCUCACCACCCACAUCCGCACCCACACCGGCGAGAAGCCUUUCUCUUGCGACUUCUGCGGCAGGAAGUUCGCCAGGAGCGACGAGAGGAAGAGGCACACCAAGAUCCACUUGAGGCAGAAGGAGAAGAAACUCGCCAGCGAGAGGGCGGCCGGUUCCACGGUGGCGACCCUCUGCAGCAGCGGGAGCACCCCCUUGCCCAUCUGUCCGCCCAGGACACUGUAAACUGGGAAAAACACACACACACGCCCGCAGUAAAAUGACACGACUGCACCCACAGGCUAACAACCUCGGGGGCGCAGGGCAGAGUAUUUAUGGCAGAUUGCACCCGGGUUUCCGACAGCAGCAUGAUUCUGUUUUGCUCCUUCCUCCGGCGUCGUCUCAAGGAACCCGAGCCCCUCUCUCCUCUGAAGAUCUUUGGGGAAAGCACGCUGUCUUCUUAAAUGUGUUCCCCUUGACAACUUUUUUAAAAGAGAGGAAAAACAUGUAUUUUGCAGUGCAUGGUCUGUGAUUUCGCUCAACGGCCAAGUUAGUCAGCAAAGUCUCUCACCUGUACUUCACCGUCUACGGUUCGGCGGGACCAGCCCUUUCUCCAGAGCCAUUUCUUAGACGUAUCCAGUUGUGAAACGGUUGAAAGCGAUCGCAGACGGAGGGAACUGGGUUGAGGCGGCGAAUGUGUUAUUGCGGGGAAACAUGUACGUGGAUGGGGAAAACGGAGGGGGGGGGGGGUUGUGGAAAGAGCAGCGAAUGUUAGUCUGAGGAAACUAACUUCGGCACUUUUAUUUUCAUUCGUCACUAAUACUUUCAACAAGAAAAAAAAAGCUAAGCAUGAUAACCGAUAUAAAAGCUCUCUAAUCAGAUAAAACAAGAUAACCAGAAACAGGCUUCCUUUUGCUGAAGUCUUAAUGUUUAAUACGAUGUGUACAGCAAACAAUUCAUGUUUUAAUUCUUUCCAGGGAAAAUUUCCAGGAAAAUUCUGGUCCAGGGAAAGCCCAAAUGGGAUGAGAGAAUUUAGACCUGAUCAGAGAUUUACUGAGAGGCAACUUUAUCCUGUGUUAGUUUAAAUCGCAAGUGGAUGUUUUGUACUUUCACAUUUAAACACUGCAUGAUGAGAUUUUUUGGUGCCUUGUUUAUUGUGGACGAUUCUAUAUGUCUGCAUGUAAAUACCCGGCCUUAAAAGACUGAGCACGGCGACCGUCAAAUCGCCAAUAACCCCCACAAGCUGGCGAAACGGUCCAAUUCCUGCCAAUUAAUUUGGAAAUUUUUUAGAAAAUAUUUUUGUACGUGUUUUGUGCUAAUAUUUUCCAAGUGUUUUACAUUUUGUAGCAAAGCUCUGGUUGUAAAGAGUGUGAAUAAUUCUUAUGUUGCUGAUGCUGACCUGUCAAUGGUUUAAUGUAUUGGUGUGAAACCACUAACUGGGUGAACAAUGGACUUCUCAGUCCUUUAAAAAUGUAUUGUUAUAUUGAUGUAAAUAUAAUUUUACAAAUUAAGUAGA
Molecule: messenger RNA, 2906 nt
Organism: Amblyraja radiata (thorny skate)
Lineage: Eukaryota; Metazoa; Chordata; Chondrichthyes; Rajiformes; Rajidae
Gene: egr2b
Product: early growth response 2b
Exons: 2
Coding region: 380-1636 (418 amino acids)
Biological process (GO): regulation of transcription by RNA polymerase II
Molecular function (GO): DNA-binding transcription factor activity, RNA polymerase II-specific; RNA polymerase II cis-regulatory region sequence-specific DNA binding
Source: RefSeq, a predicted model, not a curated record